AUGAAGAUAACAGAAAGCUUUCAAGAGAGAGAGGAUCGCUGGGCGGAGGAUGGCACAUGCCUAGAAAAAGAGCUGUGCCUACCGGAUGAUUUCAUACGGACCGGUAAAGAACAGGAGCUUGGCGAUAAAAUCAAAGUGAAAGAAUCAAUAGUAGAAAGGGAAGCGAUAAAACACAGCGAACCGUAUUAUUCCGAUAGCAAACAGCAACCUAACCAGCAAACACUGGCAGAGGUUGUAACCGUGUCCACAACGAAAGGGGUAUUCCAUCAGUUACUACUCACAUCAGCUGUGCUCGUGUUGGCUGCCGCCUGUGGCAUGCCAAUCGGCUACUCAGCUGUCCUAUUGCCACAGCUCUACGAUGCCAACGAAACCCUUGCGAUCGACAUCGAGAUGGGCUCGUGGAUUGCAAGCGUUCACAGUCUAGCGACUCCGAUCGGAUCAUUUGCUUCCGGUCCAAUAAUGGACCGUUGGGGUCGUCGUCCAGCUCUCUUACUAGCCAUCGUACCACUCUUCAGCGGUUGGGUACUGCUCGCCACAGCUUCCUCUCAUUUUCUCCUCCUUCUCGGACGUGUGGUAGCAGGAAUCUCUGUAGGAUUAAUAGCUGCCCCGGCACAGAUUCUGCUGGCAGAAAUCGCUGAACCACGCUUGCGUGGCCUUCUCAUCGGUGCACCUUUUGUGUCUUACUCGCUCGGCAUACUGCUCGUGUAUGCACUCGGGAGUCAGUUCCACUGGCGUGAAGUUGCCUGGGGUGGUACCGUACUACCGCUGCUCUCCUUCAUUGCCCUCUUCUUUGCACCCGAAUCUCCCGUAUGGCUCGCGCGCAACGAUCAACCCGAACGUGCCUCCAAAGCACUAACCUGGCUCCGGGGUUGUCCGAUACAGGCCAAGCAGGAACUACACAAACUGACGGAACGUUUCGAAGAGGAACAACAGCAAAACAAUGGUCGCCCGCAACCAUUUUGGAAAUCGCUCGGUGAACUGGCGAUCAUUAAACCGCUUAUCAUUAUCAACGCGUUCCAUGUGCUGCAAAUACUUUCGGGAACGUAUCUGGUGGUGUUCUACGCUGUGGACAUCAUUUCUGAUUUGGGCGGAAGUGAUAUUAACUCUAUUCAGGCAGCUGUACUUACGGCAAUCGUUCGACUUGCCUUUACAUUCCUGUACUGCUUCCUGCUGCUGAUGAUGCCCCGCCGACUGAUGGUUACGCUGAGUGGUGUUGGUUCCGGACUAAGUUGUGUGGCAAUUGCCGUCUUCAUGUAUAUCCGCACAGGUGAACCUAAAACACAGGCUGACACGUAUAUUGCAGCGGUUCUGAUAUUGAUCUACAUCGGUGCUAAUACUGGCUUUAUGACCAUGCCCGGCAUAAUGAUCGGAGAACUAUUGCCCGCGAAAAUUCGUGGCCAAAUAGCGGGUUAUCUCUUCACCAUCUUCAAUCUACUUCUGUUUGGUGUUGCGAAAGGAUUCCCCUACGCUAAAGCAGCUCUCAAAACGCAAGGACUUUUCCUUAUGUUCGGUGUCGCUUCGUUCGGUGCAUCGUUGCUGUUGUAUCUGUUGCUGCCAGAAACGAAAGGACGCACACUGCACGAUAUUGAGGACUACUUCCAGCAGCGAAAUUGGUUCUGGAUGAAUCGGAAACGUGCUCCGGCGGAAGGAUCGGCCAGCGGAGGAGAAGAAGGUCGACCACUGGCGGUGAGCCAAUAA
Molecule: messenger RNA, 1698 nt
Organism: Anopheles maculipalpis
Lineage: Eukaryota; Metazoa; Arthropoda; Insecta; Diptera; Culicidae
Product: facilitated trehalose transporter Tret1-2 homolog
Exons: 5
Coding region: 1-1698 (565 amino acids)
Biological process (GO): transmembrane transport
Cellular component (GO): membrane
Molecular function (GO): transmembrane transporter activity
Source: RefSeq, a predicted model, not a curated record